Molecule: messenger RNA, 294 nt
Organism: Oikopleura dioica
Lineage: Eukaryota; Metazoa; Chordata; Appendicularia; Copelata; Oikopleuridae
Source: the annotation of a GenBank genome assembly
AUGGAAGUGACGCUGGAAUUUUGCGGUGGCGCUGAAACUGCUCACAACGGAGGCGAGAAGUUCUUGACGUUCAAGAGCGACCACAAAGAGCCGAAAGUUUCCGAUAUCUUCGCCCAAGUCAGAAGCAAAAAGCUGAUCGACGACAUCGAUGCUUUGAUCGAGUCCGACAAAGACGUCAAGCCCGGAGUGCUGGUGCUGAUUAACGACGCCGACUGGGAGCUCUUCAACGAAGCCGACUAUCAAGUCUGCAAGAACGAUAGGAUAACCUUCGUCUCCACUCUUCACGGAGGAUAA